UCUUUUUUUAUUUGAUUAUUAUUCUUUUGGAGAGGCUGAAGGUCUCUUCUUCGCCGUUCUUCUCGGAUUCGUGUUGCUCUCAGUCAGAGUAAAGCCGCCUUGUGGUGGAGAGGGAGAGAGAGAGAGAGUGGCCACCAAUGGCGGAAGCGGAGCAGAAGGUUGCCGAUAACAAGCCAACUCUUCUGGAAGACUAUUUCGUGGUGCAAGAUCCGCCUAAGCCUACUGUUGAUUCUGGUGCUGGUGCAGUGAAGAUAAGUCAGGAGAAUGAGCAUCAAGAGAAAGUAGUAGAUGCAGUCAUAGAAACAAUGGAAGAAAAUAAAAUUGAUGCUGCUACACAAAUAACAACGGUGGAACCUGUUCCUGUUUCUGUUGACACUACUCCAGAAGUAGCAAUGGAGAAAGCUGAUCUUGUUGCUGCUGCAGAUGUAUCAGCAGAGAAACCUGAUCUUGUUGCUGAUGUUGUCACAGAAAUAACUAUAGCAAAUCCUGAUGAUGUUUCUGCAGAUGAAAGUAAUGAUGAUUCUGAGCCACAAGAAACUGAUGAUUCAGCGCCAGUUAUCAAGGUUGAGACAGCACCAGCAGACUUCCGGUUUCCUACAACAAACCAAACAAGACACUGCUUUACCCGCUAUAUUGAGUAUCACAGGUGCAUAGCUGCAAAAGGAGAAGAUGCUGCUGAGUGUGAUAAGUUUGCAAAGUAUUAUCGAUCUCUUUGCCCUGGUGAAUGGAUUGAUAAGUGGAACGAGCAGAGAGAGAAUGGCACAUUCCCCGGCCCGUUGUAAUAAAAGCUGCUGAAGCUGCAGUGAUUAAUUCGAAGGUUUUGCUACCUUAAAAAACCAACAAGUGAGGGGAUUUUCACAUAAUCUUGUUCCUAGCAACAAAAUAAGAACUUGGCCCCUUUUGUUGUUGCAGAACCACAGUUUUUGCAUUUAACUACCGGCAAAAAACAAAUAUAAAGAAGAGCUAUGAGCGUGUGCUGUAUGACUCACAUUCUUCUUUCUUUUAUGUAAUUAUGUCUGGACGGAUAAAGAUCCUUGCUGGGUUCAAAAGGCUGGACACGUCUUCUUCCUCGAGAGCAUUUCGAUGCGCUUGACAUCUUAUUAUAUCCUCCUUUGAAAUAAAUUUUGAUGCAUGACCUUAUGCGCAAA
Molecule: messenger RNA, 1148 nt
Organism: Nymphaea colorata (pocket water lily)
Lineage: Eukaryota; Viridiplantae; Streptophyta; Magnoliopsida; Nymphaeales; Nymphaeaceae
Product: cytochrome c oxidase subunit 6b-1-like
Exons: 6
Coding region: 138-782 (214 amino acids)
Cellular component (GO): respiratory chain complex IV; mitochondrion
Source: RefSeq, a predicted model, not a curated record